UUCUCCCUCUUUUCCCCCUCAUCCCGCCUCUCUGCUGCCCGUCUACUCGCUGAAGGCAUCAGACUGCUUCGUGUUGGUAUCAGAAGGGUCCUCUCCCAAAAUGGGCGCUUCUAAUCCAUCCCUGUCCGCUCUGGACGGCCCAACUUAUGUCACUGCCCAAACCCUGAUUCAGCAAGUCGCCUAUGUCCUGAGCGACAAGAUAUUCUCCUAUUCUCCGGAUUCCUUCGAUUUGGAUGCCGCUUUUCGAGAAUGGACCGCUGACCGGGAAUUGAAUGCCAAUGGCGAGACUCCUGUUGUGAAGACCAUGGAGACUCGUCAGGGUGCUGGCAACAUUGCCCUGGGCUACCUAUUCUCUCCGGAUUUCAAUCUGAAGAAGCGCCAUGUUCCCCAAAGCAUUGUCGCCUCGUCUGCCACACUCCCGUAUAUGCGGCCGGCUCUGGAACAAUUGUCUCUUCUGUACUCAGUUGCCAGUCCGGUCGUAGCACAUGUGGCGGCUGUGGACUAUGUAGCUGACCGCGGCUUGGUUACCGACUAUGCCUCUGCUCUCUCCCUCUCAGAAGAGCUUGGGCUUGGAUUGGUCUCCAGCGCUUCCGUGCAUGAGGCACAGCACAUGGCUUUAUUUGCCACUCUACUGUCAUCUGUUCUUCCAUCGGUCCAUACCUUCGACGGCGUUCGCGUUGGGAGGGAAGCCACUCGAGUCAUCGAUGUCCUCAACAAGAACAGCCUCGCACAUGCUUAUGAGUCUGUUCGUAAAACGCUUGACGAUUCCCGUAGCCGCCACCUUGAUGUGCAGGGCAAGGCGCUGGAGAUCCUCCAGUCCCUGAACGGCGAAUUGGGCACAGAAUACGGCUUCUUUGAAUACCACGGCCAUGAAGAACCCACCUCGGUCCUCGUCGUUUUUGGAACAGUCGAAGCAUCUCUCGCUGCGCAGAUUGCACGCUCCUUGGCCAAGGAUGGUGUUCGCAUCGGUGUCGUGAACGUUCGUGUUUACCGCCCAUUUGUGGAGGAAGAGUUCUUGCGCAUUCUCCCACACUCAACAAAGACCAUUGGUAUUCUUGGUCAGGUUGCCGACGAUCAGGCUGUGCAAGAGGAAGGAAUCCAUUCUGCACUUUAUGAGGAUAUCCUUGCUACCCUGACUUUCGCUUCGAACCGUGCUGAAACCCGGACUACCGUGGAAAUAAAAUAUCCCCGUUCACAGUCCUGGUCUCCAGUCAACAUGGCUGCAGUGUUUCAGCGCAUUUUUGAAAAGCCACUCUUGCCCGUGGGUAAUGCGAACAGCAAGUCUGUUCCCCUGCAGCUUAUUGAUCCUGAAACGGUGCAGCAGUACGUCUUCUGGGAUGUUGACAACUCUGCUUCUGAUGAAGCCACCUCUGUCCUCGCUCAGGGCUUGGCGGCUGAUUCAGCGAGCAAUAUUUCUAUUAGCAAGACUUAUGACAACCUUAUCCAAGGUGGAGUGGUCCGCGUUGACAUCCGCAAGAGCUCCAAGAUCUUGGAUAUUCCUUACCCCAUCGUAACUGCCGAUGUCGCAUAUAUUGGAGAUAUCAAGCUUCUGGGUGAAAUUGAUGUUCUUGCCUCUGUGAAGGACGGCGGCAGUGUAAUUGCGAACGCUCCUGGAAUUAAGGAUGAUGAACUUGAAAAGAAGCUCCCCGCAGUUUUCAGGAAGGAAAUUGCGCAGCGUGGCCUUGCAUUCUAUAUCGUGGACCCGUCAGCUACCAGUGAUGCUUCUCCGGAACCUCUUGUACUGCAAGCCGCUUUUCUGCGUGUAGCCUUGCCUUCUCAGGAGGGUCUGGUGUCGAGGAAGCUUUCUUCUGUCAACGGAAAAGGUGAAGCUCUGGACCUCGUCAUUAAGGAUCUCCAGAACAUACUUCGCCGUGUCGAGAUCCCAGAGGCAUGGAAGACUCCCGAGGACGAGACUGGGGCUCCUCAUCUUUCCAGGGAUAUUUCUCCCACCAGCUUUGUUCCGUUUGACAAGAAGGAAGCUGAGCCUCCUUCUCUUCUCAAGAACUGGCAAGUUGCCGCUAAGGGCCUGGCCUUUAAGGAGGCUUACGGUACAAGGACCGCUCUUCGACCGGAUUUGGCUACCAAGACGUUUGCUGUUCAUGUUAAGGAGAACAGGAGACUCACCCCUGUCACUUAUGAUAGGAACAUUUUCCAUAUUGAAUUCGACCUGGGUGACUCGGGACUUACCUAUGAGAUCGGUGAAGCGCUUGGUAUUCACGCUGAAAAUAACCACGAGGAUGUCGUGGCGUUUAUCGAGUUCUAUGGCCUUAACCCCGAUGCUAUUGUUGAGAUUCCAAGUCGCGAGGAUCCUGCUGUACUGGAGAACCGCACUGUUUACCAGGCACUGGUACAGAACAUUGACAUCUUCGGUCGCCCGCCCAAGCGCUUCUAUGAAGCGCUUGCUGAAUUCGCUACCGACGAAAGGGAGAAGAAGGACCUGCUCGCCUUGGCUAGCCCCGAGGGAGCUGCGGAAUUCAAGCGUCGCGCGGAGGUCGACACCGUGACUUACGCUGACAUCCUCCUCGAGUUCCCGUCCGCGCAUCCUGACUUCCACGACAUCAUCCGUAUCGUGAGCCCCCUGAAACGCCGCGAAUACUCGAUUGCCUCCUGCCAGAAGGUCAAUCCUACCACAGUGGCACUGAUGAUUGUUGCCGUGAAUUGGACCGAUCCUCGUGGCCGCGACCGCUUCGGCCUGGCCACUCGCUACCUCAGCAGUCUCCGCCCCGGCACUCCCAUCACAGUCAGCGUUAAAUCAAGUGUGAUGAAGCUUCCACCGAAGUCUACGCAGCCCAUCAUCAUGGCCGGACUUGGUACAGGUCUUGCUCCCUUCCGCGCCUUUGUGCAGCACCGAGCUCUGGAGAAAGCCCAAGGGAAGGAAAUCGGGUCUGUGCUGCUGUACAUGGGCUCUCGUCACCAACGCGAGGAGUACUGCUACGGUGAAGAAUGGGAGGCUUAUCAGGAGGCGGGCGUUAUCACCCUCCUGGGCCGUGCGUUCUCCCGAGACCAGCCUCAGAAGAUCUAUAUUCAGGACCGUAUGCGUCAGACUCUGCCCGAAAUUAUGCAGGCGUACAUCCGCGAAGAGGGUGCGUUCUACCUCUGUGGUCCCACAUGGCCAGUGCCGGAUGUGACGGCCGUGUUGGAGGAGGCGAUUGCGACGGAAGGGAAGCGCCUCGGGAAGAAGGUCGACACUAGAAGGGAAAUUGAGAAGCUGAAGGAUGAGGAAAGAUACGUUCUGGAAGUUUACUAGUCCACGAUCUUGUUGUGGAAAUGUGUCUAUAUAUCUAUAUAUCUAUAUAGACUUUUUAUUCUAUCAUCAUGGACUUCCCUUUCUGGAGGCCAUCAUAAGCUGCUCAACCUCUGUGUCACGGUGCAUGCACUUGUGCCAGAUAACCACCUGGGCUUUACGGCUUGAGGAUAACCAUCAUAGGUGGGAUUUCUGGCGAUACGCCUAACUAGGAAGAGGCGGAAAUCCCUGUUCAUUUCUGCGUCUGUGCAUCCAAUUGGAGGUAUCUAAAUACCUAGAUAGACGCUGAACUUUUGACGUUCCAUUGCAUUCAUCGGCUGGAUGACACACGAGGUGCAGUUUAGGUUAAACUUUCCUAGGGUUUCCUCGCCGGGCUUAUCAGCAUCGUGAUGAUC
Molecule: messenger RNA, 3639 nt
Organism: Monascus purpureus
Lineage: Eukaryota; Fungi; Ascomycota; Eurotiomycetes; Eurotiales; Aspergillaceae
Source: the annotation of a GenBank genome assembly